Messenger RNA from Mytilus trossulus (common blue mussel), 1250 nucleotides. RefSeq lists its product as uncharacterized. The transcript is spliced from 2 exons. Bases 77 to 1138 code for a protein of 353 amino acids. The record is from RefSeq and is a predicted model, not a curated record. Lineage: Eukaryota; Metazoa; Mollusca; Bivalvia; Mytilida; Mytilidae.
UUACAGAAAGAUAGUUUUAAAACAGUGUGCUGCUGAAUGACUCUACAAUAAUACGUCCAGUAUAUUAUUGUGUACAAUGAAAAGUUUAAGAAAUUUCAACAAUCCACAAUUGAAAGGAAUUUGUACGAGUUUAAUACUGUGUAGCAUACUUUUAUGGACAAUAUAUCAGAUAUUGCAAUUAGUUGGAUCACAUGAUACACGAUUAAAUGAUACGUCAGUAAAAACAACACCCGAAGAACUACGUAGAAAACAAGACCUACAAGGAAGUAUUAUUCCAGAUGAUUUAACGUUUGUUGACAAUAGAUGGAAAUUAUCUAACCUUUGUAAACCAUACAAAACGUUCUUAAAUGACAGUAACUUCCCUUUGAUUCGUUAUAGCUCAAAUGCUGGGAGUGUGAAAAUAUUUACACAUGCUUUAAGCGACGGAAUAUCGUCUAUUAUCAGUAGAGCGGGUGCUUUUGAAGUGAAAACAAUAAACAGAGUAUUGUAUGAGCUACAGAAAGAUACAAAUAUAAAUUUAAUUGACAUUGGAACAAAUGUUGGACAGCAUUGUAUAGCAGCAGCACUGAUUGGUAGGGACGUGAUCGCCAUGGAUGCGGCGAAAUCAAAUAUCGAACACGUAUGCGCAUCUGCCAAUUAUCUUAAUCUUGGUUCGCGAAUAACAUUGAUUCAUAACAUUUUGUCCGACUCGAAUGGAAAACGAAAGUUCCGAUACAGUGCCAGCAAGUCGGAUUACGGUUCAAUACAUGUUGAUUCGGAUGGAAUUUGGGAGAAAAUGAAAAAGCAAUACAACACAUAUUUUAGUCUUAAAACAGAAGAAGAAAAUUCAGCCACGUUAGACGACCUUUUUCUCAUUCCACAGAUUCAUAAGUUUAAAAAAAUAUUUAUAAAAAUUGAUGUUGAAGGUCACGAACAUAGGGUUCUUAUGGGUGCUAAAGAAUUUUUUAAAAGAUUAGAAGUGCAAGGUAUAAUUAUGGAGUGGGCGUGGCAUGUAAAGCGGCAGUCGUCGGAAAUGAUAAAAACCUUAAUGGCUGAAUGGAAAUUCAAACCCUAUAAAUUCUUUUCCACAUCCGAAAGCGAUCUUAGUUCUAUACAUUCUGACAGGUGGCCACAAGAUAUUCUAUGGCUUCCAUUUUAGUUUUCUUAAAGUAACUUCAAAAUGGGGGUAUGAUAUUUUUCUUAAUAAAUAAUCUGAUUUCAAAAUUAGAUGCCUGUGUACAUGUGGUACUAAAAAUGUGUUCGAAUAAAAG